CCACAUUUUAUUCCCAAUUCAAUCAAUUACUACGAUACUCUCAUCUUUUCAAAUUUGCUGCAUUAUAACACAACAAAAACCCAAUUCAUAUACCCCAAUUCUAAUUUCAUAACAUUAUUAUACUAAAAUGAGUAGUAGCAUCAAAGUAAAGAAAUCAACCAUGGUACGUCCAUCUAAGGAGACACCAAAAGGUAGUCUUUGGUUAUCAAAAUUAGACAUGAUAAUACGCCAACCAUACUCACAUACUAACGUACUCCACCUCUAUACAAAAGCCUUCGACACCGAAGUUUUCGAGGAGGCUCUUAGUAGAGCCUUAGUGCCAUUCUACCCAUUAGCAGGGCGGCUAAAAUUCAACGAUGACAACGGAAGGUACGAGAUCGAUUGCAAUGCUAAGGGAGUCUUAUUUCUCGAGGCGGAAUCGACGGAAGCUCUAGCCGAUUUCGGGGACUACUUGAGUCCCGACCCUCAACUCAUGAAGGGGUUGUUUCCUACGUGCGACUACUCGGGAGGGGUCUCGUCGUUCCCUAUAUUACUUGUGCAACUAACUCGGUUUAAAUGCGGGAGUGUAUGUCUUGGGUUUGCUACACAUCACCAUGUAUGUGAUGGGUCUUCACAUUAUCAUUUUGUCAACUCGUGGGCUAGAUUGGUUCGAGGGUUAGACCUUGAUGUUUAUCCGGUUCAUGAUAGGGUUGCUUACCUUGCUCCUCGUGACCCGCCUCAAGUUAAGUUUCGACACUUGGAGUAUGAGCCAUCUAUACCUCCUUUAGCCCCGAAGGGUUUAUCAGGUGAAAUGGUUACAACAACCGAGUGUAUCUUCAAGCUCACCAAAGACCAAGUUAACAUCUUAAAAUUACAAGCAACUUCUCAAGAACAAGAAGUAACAAAUUACAAGCUAAGUACAUUUGAGAUUCAAGCUGGGCACAUGUGGCGCAGUGUAUGCAAGGCGCGUGGAUUAGCAAACGAUCAAGACGUCAAACUUUACAUCACCGCAAACGGACGGUCAAGAUUGAAGGAGAUGGCAAUACCACAAGGGUAUUGUGGUAAUAUCCUCUUUCAUGCAACUUGUGUAGAAAAGGCAGGAGAUGUCACAUGUAAACCACUUUGGUAUGUUGCGAGUAAGAUUCAUGAGGCAAUUAAGAAAUUAGAUGAUAUUGAGUAUUUAAAAUCAGCUAUUGAUUAUGUGGAAUCACAUCCAAAUUUAUUGGAUAUUGUUCAUGGGCCACAAACUUAUACAAGCCCAAACUUUUCAAUAAAUUCUUGGGCUAGGUUACCUUGUCAUGAAGCUGAUUUUGGGCUUGGUGAGCCCAUUUUUACAGGUAUUAAUGGGCUGAAAUUUGAGGGGCAAACUUGCAUUACACCAUGCUCAACUGGGGAUGGUAGUUUUUCUGUGACCAUUAAGCUUUUCACAUCUCAUAUGAAGGCUUUUAAAGAGUAUUUCUAUAAGAUUAGCAGCAAACUUUGA
Chenopodium quinoa (quinoa) is the source of this 1462-nucleotide messenger RNA. Its product is annotated as anthranilate N-benzoyltransferase protein 2-like. The record is from RefSeq and is a predicted model, not a curated record. Gene Ontology annotation, molecular function: acyltransferase activity, transferring groups other than amino-acyl groups. NCBI's taxonomy places the organism in Eukaryota, Viridiplantae, Streptophyta, Magnoliopsida, Caryophyllales, Amaranthaceae. Bases 128 to 1462 code for a protein of 444 amino acids. The transcript is spliced from 2 exons.